Molecule: messenger RNA, 4410 nt
Organism: Drosophila kikkawai
Lineage: Eukaryota; Metazoa; Arthropoda; Insecta; Diptera; Drosophilidae
Gene: kek1
Product: kekkon 1
Molecular function (GO): protein binding
Source: RefSeq, a predicted model, not a curated record
UUGCGUCGUUCUCGCUUCCGUCGUCCUGGUCGUCGUCUUCGUUGCUUUGUGUGUGUGUGCGCGCGAGUGUGUGUGCUAUGGCUUUGGCUGAUGCUGAUGCAUAAAGAGUCCCGUUCGCAGGAUCCACUGUGGUUUGCAGUGCAGUGAAAGAAAAGUAGAGUGACACGUGCCCGAAAAUCACAACUCGCAAUCACAGCCCCGAGGCCCAGUCACAAAUUCAACCCCCUUGGAACUGACCCUUCGGUUGCGUAUCAUCUGAGUUUGGACCGAACGAAAACGAAAACGAAACCUAAACCGAAACCGAAAACGACGAAAAAACGCGAUGCGAAUUAAAGCUUUGCGUGGCAAAAUGCGCUAACAAAAAACCAGAAAAAAGAAAAUAUAUACAGAAGCUAGAAAAAAAUAAAUGAAAUACACACACAUGCACACAUCUAAAGAAUACAGCACGUGAAAGAAAGAAAAGCGGAGGAAAAUUGUGCUGGCAAAAGUUGCGUAGCAAAAUAAUAAUAGAAAAAAGCAAAAAUACGAAAAAAAUAAAAACGAUUAUCAUCCAGGCGGGUGUGAGUGAGUGUGUGUCGAGUGUGUGUAUGUGUGUAAGUGUUGUGUGUGCGGAGUGUGUGUUUGUUUUUAUAGGCUAGCCCUAUAAAUAACAUUGGCUAAUUACGGCGAAACAUGAAAAUCUUGGCCAAAACCGCAACACCGACAACAAAAACAACAACAACAAGUGAGGCCAAGGCGGCAAUUAAUCAAUUUUCCGCUUGACCCAUAAGCAAAAGUUUCCAUAUCAUAAUUACAAAAAAAACCAAGGAUACAAAACCGAAAGAAAGUAAGAAUAAACGAAAGCAUAUCCUUAAAUCAAGCAAAAAGAAUAUAAAUAAAGCAAAGACAAGGAACCAAAAAAUGUUCAAUAUAUUAACAAAUAAACACAAGACACAUCAAAAAAAGUAACAAAACCAAGCUGAAAGCUUAUUAAACAUUAAAGUUACUUUAUAAAAUAAAUAAAACAGAAAUUAAUCAAGUUUUCAUAUCACAAAAAGACUCAAUUAAAUUAUAAUUAUAAUAAAUUAACCAAUGACAACCUGUGAAAACCAUAAAACUUACCAUAUCACAAGGGAAAAAGAACUUAAACUAUAUGAUAUCGUUAGUCAAAACCAAACCACGCUGGGCUCCAGCCUAGAAAGCUCAACCGCAAACUAGAAGAAUCGAAGGAAAAGCCAGGAAAAUGCAGAUCAGGGGACUUGCAAUCCUGGUACUCAGCCUGCUGCUGCCUGAAGUUAUUCUGGGCAAUCGCUACCAUCAUCAGCUGCAUCUUUACGCCAAUGGAGUAGCGGGAGGAGGAGGAGCCGGAGCUGGUAGUUCCUCAACAUCUUCAAGUCGAUCCUCGCAGUCGUCCCAGAACGAGGUGUACUCCGUGGCGGACAGCCAGCCAAUGACGGAGGAUGGCUACAACCAGCACCACUACCCACCACCUGUCCACCAUUCCAUGGGCUCCGAUCUGGAUCCACCUGCCCAGCAGCUGAGCACCUGUCAGACGGUGUGCGCCUGCAAGUGGAAGGGCGGCAAGCAGACAGUGGAAUGCAUCGAUCGUCAGCUAAUCCAGAUUCCAGAGCACAUCGAUCCCAAUACCCAGGUGCUGGACAUGUCCGGAAAUAAGCUGCAGACCCUGUCCAACGAGCAGUUCAUCCGCGCCAAUCUCCUCAACCUGCAGAAGCUGUAUCUGCGCAACUGCAAGAUCGGUGAGAUCGAGCGGGAGACCUUCAAGGGUCUCACGAACCUGGUGGAGCUGGAUCUCUCCCACAAUCUCCUGGUGACCGUGCCCAGUCUGGCCUUGGGCUUUAUCUCGUCCCUGAGGGAGCUCACCCUGGCCUCCAAUCACAUACACAAAAUCGAGAGCCAGGCCUUUGGAAAUACACCGUCGCUGCACAAAUUGGAUCUGUCACAUUGCGAUAUUCAAACCAUUUCCGCCCAGGCAUUCGGUGGCCUCCAGGGUCUAACUCUGCUCCGAUUGAAUGGGAAUAAGUUGAGCGAGCUGCUGCCCAAGACAAUCGAGACACUGAGUCGUCUGCAUGGCAUCGAGCUGCACGAUAAUCCCUGGCUCUGCGACUGCCGCUUGAGAGACACGAAACUGUGGCUGAUGCAGCGCAAUAUUCCAUAUCCGGUGGCGCCCGUUUGCUCCGGCGGCCCCGAAAGGAUCAUCGAUCGCACCUUUGCCGAUCUGCAUGUGGAUGAGUUUGCCUGUCGACCGGAAAUGCUGCCAAUUUCCCAUUAUGUGGAGACCGCUAUGGGUGAGAAUGCCUCGAUCACCUGCCGCGCACGCUCGAUCCCUGUGGCGAAUAUCAAUUGGUAUUGGAAUGGGCGACUCUUGUCGAAUAAUUCCGCCUUCACUGCGUACCAGAGGAUACACAUGUUCGAGAAGGUCGAAGGCGGAUUCGAGAAGCGAUCGAAACUGGUGCUGACCAAUGCCCAGGAGACGGAUUCCAGUGAGUUCUAUUGCGUAGCCGAGAAUCGCGCUGGCAUGGCCGAGGCCAACUUCACGCUGCAUGUGAGCAUGAGAGCCGCUGGAAUGGCUUCGCUGGGAAGUGGCCAGAUUGUGGGCUUGAGUGCCGCCCUGGUGGCCCUGAUUGUCUUCGCCCUGGGGGUGAUUAUGUGCCUCCUGCUGAGGGUCAAACGGCAGCCGUAUGUGGACAGCAAGACCCCCAAUCACAUGGAGGUGAUAACAUCGGUCAAUCAUCAGAAUUCCAUAACGAACAAGACGCAGCCGGCAACGGGGAAUGGGAGCAUCGGUGGCGUGGUCAUAGCCAACGGAGCUGUGGCCAACAUAAUCGAUGGCAGUGUGGUUCAGGCCGGAACUCUGGAGCGGAAGACCAGCAGCGGAGGCAGGGGAGGAUCCCAUGUGGCACAUGACCCACGCAGCACGAAUCCCGUACAGAAACCACCGAGGCUAACGGAUCUUCCAUACGCCAAUCAGGGAUAUGAUAACAAUGGCAGUGUCCUGUCCACGGCCACCUGUUUUAUCUCACCCACUGGAUCAGCGGGAAAUGGUGGUAACAAUCCUGACCUUAUCAACGACACCCAGCGCUUCGGCAGCGAUGAGUUUGCGGAUCUGAAGAUUCCACCCAUCAGUGGCGGAGUGGGGGGCAGUGGGGAGUAUAGCCGCGCCAAUGGCUGUGACUCUCUGUAUCCCUCCGGUCUCUGGGAGCACAAUGCAUCCGUGGGCGCCACCUCGGCGGAUGAUCUGUUCAUGAAACGCUACACGGACAAGACACCCAUCAUCGACAGCUCCUCCACGCAGCUUUAUGAUUUACACGAGCGCACGGCAGCCACGGAUUACUUUAGCAAGACAUUUCCCAGGUCGCACCUCCAGCAGCAGGCAUUAACAUCGGCGGGAGGUGGAGGCGGAGGCACUGGUUCCACUGCCUCGACGGUGACCACAAAUCUUUCGGGUGGCUCCUCGGCGGGAGUUGGCGUUGGCGGAGGCGGUUAUCCCAACGACUAUGGCCUGCCCUUGGUGCCGGGAGCGGAGCACCAGCACAACCACCAGCUGCAGAUGCAUCCGCUGCAGCAGCUCCAGGCGCAGCUCACCUCCACGCUGAACCAUCAGAAGCAGGAGGGCAGCUCCACUGGCAGCAGUCCGCACUUCAGCAGUCGCACCCUGCCACGACUGCACGACGCCGGCGGCGGCAGCUCCUCGUCCCGCUCCUCGCCAACGCCCGCCCAGGCGAAUCCCAGCUCAUCCAGUUCCUGCUCGAUCCUGCCCAACGGUCAGCCCAUCAAUGCCAAGACGAUACGCGUGUGGCAGAAGGGCGGCGUGCCCGUCUUGCCACCGGUGACGGCCCUGAAACGGGCCCUUAUCAGCAGCAGUCGCAACUCGCCGGACGAGGGCUACCAGGAGGGAUGCGGAACGGACGUGUAAGCGGCGGAGACGGCUAGCCGGAAAGGAAACCAAACCAAGAACUGACUAAACUUAACACAGCGAGAGGGAGGUGGUGGAGGCAGCUGCUCCUCCGUUUAGGUAUAUAAAAACAUUCAUAAUAGAUAGCGCAGAGGUCCUAGGCGAGCAGCGAUUAUUAUUAUAUUGUGCAAGCGAACUGUUUGUGAUAGUGUCUGACAAAAAAGAUAAUGCGAAUGAAGAUAAUAAUUGCCCAAAGCAAAAGAGAAAAGCUAAAGCGAAAUCAACUGCACUAACACUAAAGUAUACUCUCUUCUUGGCAAGUAACUCAACUAAACUAAACUGAACUAAACUAAAGCUAAACUAAAUUAAAAUUAAACUACAACUAAAACUAAAUUGUAAACGUAAAGCCUAAGACUAAGAUAUGUACAGUACAUUUUCUUUAUAAACAAAAAAACAAAACAAAAACGAGCCUCAAGUCCCCAUAAAAUUACAAAAAACAAAAAAUAACCCAAUAAAUU